Molecule: messenger RNA, 309 nt
Organism: Rhinocladiella mackenziei CBS 650.93
Lineage: Eukaryota; Fungi; Ascomycota; Eurotiomycetes; Chaetothyriales; Herpotrichiellaceae
Product: V-type proton ATPase subunit F
Exons: 3
Coding region: 1-309 (102 amino acids)
Biological process (GO): proton transmembrane transport
Cellular component (GO): fungal-type vacuole membrane; proton-transporting V-type ATPase, V1 domain
Molecular function (GO): proton-transporting ATPase activity, rotational mechanism
Source: RefSeq, a predicted model, not a curated record
AUGAAGAGCCUUUUGCUAGCUGGCAUUGGACAUGUUACAGAACCCCCCGACUCCCAGAAGAAUUUCCUUGUGUGCGAUGCGAAGACGGAGAAGUCUCAAAUCGAGCAAACCUUCAAUCGAUUUACCAAGGAGCGCAAAGAUAUUGGCAUCGUGUUAAUCAACCAACAUAUUGCGGAACAAAUACGGGAUACUGUGGACAAAUUCCAGGAAGCUUUCCCCGCAGUUCUGGAAAUCCCGAGCAAAGAUCAUCCUUAUGAUCCAGAGAAGGACAGCGUGUUGCGGCGAGUAAGAAGAUUGUUUGGUGAAUAA